GGCUGUUCUGGCUGGUUGACAGCGAGAGCGAAAACUGUGACAAGCCCCUUUUUGAUUAAUUAUGAUAGAGAUGGCGCUGCGCGUAGCCGCCCCGCCCCCCAAACCACGCAUGUUUACGUGAAAGAUGUUCUAGGGCCUUUCGAGAAGCGUGCCUGGGCCCUCGCCACCGGCGGUGGCUGCCGUCACGGAGAUGGACGUUAUGUCUCGCUCUGCCGUCACAGUGCCGAGCCCUGUUCCCCCACCAUCCCCGCGAGCUGGCCUCGUGCAGGGCGGAAAAAGUGUCCGAUGAGACGAGACACAGGGCAGAGCAUAGCUCAGCAACUAGCUGGUCAUUUCAAGAGGCCGUCUUUGUGAGCCCAUCGCCGACGAGGACGUGAUAGCGCCAAGCCAGCCCGGUUCGGCCGUCCGCGAGCCAUGCUCAGGCCAAGACAGCUAGGCGUAGUGGCAGCAGCGGCCGGGUGCCAAGGCAACAGAUCGAAUGAAGUUGAAAGAAAAUGUGGCGCAUAGGCAGGCGACAGGUUAUGGACGCAUCCAGUGUGGAGGGCAAUCAAUAACCCUCAGCAGCGAAUCACGGAUAGGUAGGCUUCGCUGCUCCCCCCCCCGGCCACAACGGCUAGCAUGUUCAGGCAACACCCCUCGAGGCGGGACAUGCCCCCCUGCGCGUCGUUCCAACCGCGCAAUGAUUUCUGCAGCUUGCCGUCGUCCCAAGCCUCUGACGAGGUGACCGGUCCGGCUCCCAGCACUGUGCCUGAAGCCUGAAGCCUG
Molecule: messenger RNA, 765 nt
Organism: Lasiosphaeria miniovina
Lineage: Eukaryota; Fungi; Ascomycota; Sordariomycetes; Sordariales; Lasiosphaeriaceae
Exons: 1
Coding region: 479-724 (81 amino acids)
Source: RefSeq, a predicted model, not a curated record